Messenger RNA from Pseudozyma flocculosa PF-1, 1167 nucleotides. RefSeq lists its product as uncharacterized. The record is from RefSeq and is a predicted model, not a curated record. The transcript has a single exon. Gene Ontology annotation, cellular component: cytosol. The coding region runs from base 1 to 1167 and encodes 388 amino acids. Gene Ontology annotation, biological process: negative regulation of glycolytic process; fructose 2,6-bisphosphate metabolic process; fructose 1,6-bisphosphate metabolic process. NCBI's taxonomy places the organism in Eukaryota, Fungi, Basidiomycota, Ustilaginomycetes, Ustilaginales, Ustilaginaceae. Gene Ontology annotation, molecular function: fructose-2,6-bisphosphate 2-phosphatase activity.
AUGACGACCUCUUCAGCCUCCGCUCCUGCAGCGCCUCGAGCUGCGACGCCAUCGCCGCGGCGACUCCGCAUCCUCAUCGUCCGACACGGCGAGACGCACGAAAACGUUGCAAAGGUCAUCCAGGGCCAGCUCGACACGCCUCUCAAUCCCUUCGGACACCAGCAAGCCGCCACCACCGGCGCCCACCUGGCCACCACCCGCAUCCACCGUGCCAUCUCCUCGCCGCUCAAGCGAGCCGCCGACACGGCCACAGCCAUCGUAUCUCGACAGCCGCACCAGCACGGCCUGACCCUCGAGACGGACCCUCGCCUCAUGGAGCGCGGCUUUGGCGUCCUCGAGGGCAAAGUCUACCACGGCCCGCGCAACAAGCGCGACUCGAUCGACGGCAUCGAAAAGAUGCAGGACCUCGCACAGAGGCUCGCUAGCUUCUGGAACGACCUCGUCACCGUGCCCCUCGACCCGCACGCCCAGCCGGGCAACCCUAACGCCGACGACGACAAUGACGGCGACGAGCAGACGGUCCUGCUCGUCUCGCACGGUGCAGCCAUCUCGGCGCUGCUCGGCGAAGUCCUCGUGUCUGGCCAGUACGUCGAGCUGGCGCAGGGCGUGCAGCCUUCGAGGCUGUGGAACUGCAGCAUCACCGAGAUCCUCGUACCCACCAUCCCGGAUCGACGGUCAGCGUCGUCGUCCUCGGACCAGGAACCCGCCAAGAUCGCAUCGGCGGGCGACCCGGCGCGCAGGAAGCAGUGGACCAUCCGGCCCUCGCACCUCAACGUCCAGGGCGCGCAGUUUAUGCGAGAGUACCGCGCACUUCGACGCCUCCUCGCCGCCACUCAGCAUCGACAGCAGCAAGGGGACGGCCGUGACGGAGGCAGCGACGAGGACCUGCAAGCGACGAUCCGGACGCUCGAGGCUGAAAUCGCCGUCACGGAGCGCAGGUUCAAGAAGGACCCUAAGCUUCAAGCCAGGCUCGAGGGCGAUGUGCUGCGUGGCCCGGACGGCGAGGCAGUCGAAGCGGAUAUCGGAUACGGAAGGGGGAUAGGGUGCGUCCUGCGGUGGUCGGAUGUCGAGCAUCUGCGGGGCCUGGCCAAGGAUGGCGGGGACGCGGCGGGCUCGGGCGCCAAGCAGGACGUCAACGUCGACGAACUCGUCGGCAAGGGCGAGUGA